AGACGUACAUACCGGUAAGUGCUUAGCGCGGCUGUUUGUUCUGUCAACAAAACUAUUUUCAAGGCAAGAAUCAAUCAGCUGGUCGUCCUUCUCUACUGACUCUAGCUCUUCUUCUCGCACCGACCGACACUCGUGUGCUUCCACUCAGGGAAUAGACGUAGUAUUAGUGUAACAGCAGCCUGACCUUCACUGCCACCAACCAUAGUUCACCACAAAGUCCUUGGCGGCUAGCGUCAGCCAGAUCCGCAGCAGCCGGUGUUUGAACGCACUGGGCGGUGUUCGCUUCAUUUGCAGAACAAGGAUUUCGGUGGUCGGUUUCUUCGGAACACUUUCCAUUCCGGAGCCGAAGUCGCGGAAAGCGACCUUGAACGUGCGAACUGUGAUACAAGCCCUGGUGGUGGCGGCAUUGAUCACGGUCACUCACAGUUGCUCGGCCGGCGGCCGGCUGCCGCCGUGCACACCCGAUCGUCGAUAUCCAUGGGAGUGACACGUUCAUCUCGCUCAUUGAUAUUGUCCGAUAAUGCAACAAGCGGAUGAUGCAGCGGAGGACGAGGAUCCGACGAAAGCGGAACAAGCUCCCCAGCGCCGCGCGAGCGCAGUACCGCUAUCUUCGCCCACGGGCUCUGGUAGCCCGGCGGCUUCCAUUCGUUCUCGACGAUCUCUGAUUUCGUCGCUGCGCUCCAAAUCCAGCAGUAGUAGUACAACGAGUACGAGUGGCGGUAUCACUGAGGAUCAGCGGUUUCAUCGCUGGUGCAAGGAGGGAAAGCUGAAUAAAGUGUCUGACGCGUUGAAUAAAGGCGGUAAUGUGGAUGGCUUGCUGAAGAAACGUGUUGGUGUGUAUGGGUACACGCCACUGCACGAAGCAGCCAGCUAUGGACACGAUGAAAUACUAAAGCUGCUGGUGAUGUUCGGAGGGGAUGUGAACUGCAAGGCUAACAGUGGAUAUACACCGCUGCAUCUGGCUGCUAGCAGCGGCCGUACCAAGUGCGUGCAGCGGCUGCUUCGCGCCAAGGCGGACUUCUUUCAGCAGGAUGGCUAUGGGAAGACAGCACUACAGACUGCAGAGCUCGGUGGUAAAACGGACGUCAUCAAGAUCCUGCGAUCCGCUGAGGUGAUUUAUGCAGCUGAGCGCAAUGCGGACAACCUGGGCUUGAUACUGCAAGGUCUGCGCAAGGAAGACGUGGAGGAGAACACGUUCAACAACGGCCUGAACGUCUGUGCUACCUACGGGUAUCUGGAGGGCGCAGCCAAGUUCAUCAUCAAGGGUGCCACGAACUACGAUCACUGUGUCGAGACGGCGGUGAAGUUUCGCCACUACAAUGUAGCUGCUCUUCUCCUACUUUGUGAUGCGGCGUCCACCGGUGACGUGCAUUGCAUUCGCAGUCUGUUCAACCGGAAUGCCGAGGCGCCACCCGCAGAACCGGAGAAUGCGACGGAGACAGCGGCCCCUGCGGCUAGCUCUCCGCUGACCCGCGCCAAGGAGCUGUUCACGCGCACGUCACCGCGCGGCCGCAGCAAGGCCGUCAGCACCACGCUGAGCAGGCCGCGGGCGCAGCCGGCUCGCCAGUCAAUCGGCAUGGCGGAGCCACACAUCACGCACAUCCGACGCAUUCUCCUGGACGGUUGUGUGAAGACUGUACACGUAAUCAAUGUGGCGCUGCGUGCCAAUGAAAAACUGGCUGCCCUGGAGCUACUACUGAACACGGACUGCAAUCGCGACAAUGGAAACGUCGACUGGCAUGGACUGGCGCUGAGGCACAUUGAUCCCAUGUGGCUGCAAGCUAUCAAAUGGGCCAAGCGUCUUUUCUUAGCCUCCAAUGGCCUCACCAAGAUGCCGACGCAGGUGAUCAAGUGCACGGGACUGCAGAGACUGGAUCUGUGCCGGAACGCGCUGCAAGCCAUCCCGCAGGAGGUCGUGCAGCUACCGAUGCUGCGGAAUCUCAACCUGUCGCGUAACCAGCUGCGCGAGCUGCCCGAGUGCUCCUGGACAAGCAGUAUGGCAAUACUGGACGUCAGCGCGAAUGAGCUGAACCUGUUGCCCCGUGGCAUACAGCAGACGCAGAUGCUGAGCUUGAACAUCCGCAACAAUCGCUUUGUGGAGGUGCCGGAAACAAUCUGCAACCUCACCCCACUGCAGAACUUGAACAUCAGCCAUAACCCAAAGAUCCUUGUAUUGCCCAACAUCAUGGGCCGACUCAGCAACCUAAUGGACCUGAAGCUAAGUGGGAAUGAGAUUUCUGACCCUCCACCCGAGUACCUGCAGGCGCCGCGGAAGUGCAUCCUGUACCUCCGCCAGCGAUUGCGUGGAUGCGAGCCGUACUACAGAAUGAAACUGAUGGUCGUCGGCUUUGCUGGGAGAGGAAAGACAACACUGGUGGCUCGUCUGCGUGGCCAAACUGCCGACAACCUGUCCACCGUGGGUAUUGCUCUGAACGAGUGGCAAUACCGACCAACGAUGAGCCAUACAAAGUUCACUUUCAACAUCUGGGACUUUGGCGGCCAGGAGGUGUACUACGCAACACACCAGUGCUUCAUGACCAAGCGCUCGCUCUACCUCGUUCUCUUCAAUAUCAUGCACGGCAAAGAAGGCAUCGAAGAGCUGCGCACCUGGCUUGAUAACAUCGUCGCUAAGGCUGGCAGAUCGAUCAUCAUUAUUGUGGCUACGCACAAGGAUAAGGUGACGCCGGAGAUGGAGGCAGCGAAUUACGCAACAGAGAUGUUGGAGGCAGCCAGCAAUCUGACUGACCUGCCGCAGUACUGUGAGCUCAAUGUGUUCAUCACAAGUAUCAGCAAUGCCGACACACCAGCCGGCAUUCACAGCGUAGAGUACCUGAAGAAUCUUAUCUACGACAAGGCCGAGCAGUACGAGCUUCGGUCUGGCAAGGUGAUGGGCGAACGGAUUCCUGCCAGCUACUUUCGCCUUGAUCGUGCCAUCAAUGAGAAGCGUGCCGAGUUGGAGGCCAAGGAAGCUCCCCAGAUCAUUCGUCACGAAGAGCUGAAGGCUAUCAUCGAGGACCGUGGCAUUACGGACAUCGAUAACGACGAGGAGCUUAAGUAUGCCGCUGAGUUCUUGCACAAUGUUGGCACGUUACUGCACUAUGAUGAUUCCGCCUCCGGUCUCUGUGACCUCUACUUCACUGACCCCAGCUGGCUGAGCGACAUGAUGGCCAAGGUGGUCACUGUACGCGAGCGGAACCCAUACAUGUCUGCAGGCAUUCUGCUGAGAAGCGACGUGCCCCAGCUGUUCCGUGACAAGCGCUUUCCCAAGCAGCUCUUCGACCAGUACCUGAGCUUGCUGGCCAGGUUUGAGAUUGCACUGCCGCUGGACAGUGAGAGAAUCAUGAUCCCGUCAAUGCUACCGGAGGAGGCCCCGGCACUGGUGCAGGAGUUCAACACCAAUGUGCACGAGCCAGAACUGGUACUACGCCGACACCACAAGGUCAUCGGCAUACCGGCAGGAUUCUGGUCUCGUCUGAUCUCGCGACUCAUCUACACGCUGCGUGAAGUGAUCGAGAAGUUUGGCAUCCUGUCAGACAAAUGGCACGACUUGCCUAAAGGAGCAUCGGCAGACAGCAAGCCUGUUCCCGGAGCGGCAACACCGACUACACAGCGCACACUCAUGGACGCGUCCGACAACAGUGAUGCCAAUCUUGAGCAUGCUAGCUCUGACCAGAGUGAGGAGGAGGCAAGCCAGGACAGCCGUGCAAGUAGCAGGGCGAAACGGGCGAUCACCAUUUGGCGUCAAGGCGUGCUGUUUGCUCACCCAGAACUGUUCUUCUGUGUUCGUCCAUAUGCAAGCACGCGCCCGAAAUACAGCGGCAUUGAGACGAUGACAUCAGUUGGCUUUAAGGGUCGUCACGUGCUUGGUCUCAUUAUCGAUCAUAUCAACAAGCUGGCGCAAGAAUGGUAUCCUGGUCUCGAGGACAACACGUUCACCGGGGAGCCAAUGAUGGAGAUGAUCAUACCGUGCACCAUGUGCACGCAGCUAGGGCACACCUACCCGCAUCUCUUUUCCUACGAAGAGUGCUCGCGAGCAGCUCGUACAGGCAGGGUCAUCACGUGCCCACGCCACAAGGAUACCGACUCACCGCUGGAAAACCUUGUCCCCGAGCUACUGCUGCUUGACCUGCCCGAGCAGUUCCUUCUCAAGGAGAACGACGUGGCAUGUACACGCGACGAGGACAGUCGGCUGGGCACGGGCGGCUUCGGUACGGUGUAUCGAGGAGAGGUCGGCGAUCUAUCAGUUGCCAUCAAAACGUUCAAUGAGCAGGAAGGAGAAUCAGGUGCUGUCUUCAAGGAGAUCAGACAAGAGGUGGCAAUACUGAAGCGAAUCUACCACCGUCACCUUGUUGGCCUGGUCGGAGUCACACUGCAGCCACUGCAACUUGUCUUGGAGUUGGCGCCAAGCGGCUCCUUGAGCGAUCUGUGCAAGAAGAUAGCCGAGAAGAGCAAGCCAAAGCUGGAGAGGAUGCUUCUAUUCAACAUUGGAGCACAGGUUGCUAUGGCGCUGUCCUACAUGCACUCGCGUAACAUCAUCUUCCGUGACCUGAAGAGUGCCAACGUACUGCUGUUCUCCAUGGACAUUGAGCAGGCGGUCAAUGUGAAGCUCACCGACUAUGGCAUUGCGUCAACAGUAGCUCCGUCAGGAAUCAAGGGUUUUGAAGGCACGAAGGGAUUCCAGGCACCAGAGAUCCUGCGCUACAACGGCAUGGAAGAGUACACGACCAAAGUGGACAUCUACUCUCUCGCCAUCUUCAUGUACGAGCUGCUGGCGCUCAGCCCACCGUUCACUGAGCUAAAUGAGGCACACAUCACCAAUGCUGUCAUAGCAGGACAACGGCCAAGACUGAUGGAUGUACCUAAUGUGUACUGUGGUUUGCCGGGCUGGAGCGGUGUGAUGUUCCAGUGCUGGCGAGACAGCAUCACCACUCGGCCCAGCGCCGAUGAAGUGGUCGACAGCCUGCUCAGUCCGGACGUGAUCAGCAUGCUGGGCUACUUUGCGGCGCCCACGACCAGGUCGGUGCGCAAGGCCGCGUUUGUGCCGGCCACCGGGGACGUGUGGCUCUUCUGCGACGAUGCGCAUGGCAUUGAUGUUCUGAUCAUCAAGCCAACCACGAUGGAGCUGGUGAAGAGGUUCAGCAUUGACAAAUUGCAGGUCAAGAACGCCCUGGUUGUGAAUAACAACAUGGUGUGGCUGGGCAUCAAGGAUGGCCUGCGGCCGGGACAGAUACUGGUCUACGAUGCCAAGAACGUGGGUCAGGGCUCGACGAAGUUCCGCAUCUCGGGCAUCGAUGAUUGCAUCUUUGCUAUGGCGGUGUGCAAGGACAAUGUGGCUAUCAGCACCAUGGAUGGACGUAUCAGCAUGAUUCCAGCCAGCUGCAAGAAUAAUCUGACCACGCGAAGCUUCAAUGUCGGUGACUUUCCAGUUAGCUCCAUGGUCUGUGUGGGCAAGAACCUGUGGUGUGCAUCCAAGUGGUACAUCUUCAUCUACGACGUGGACACACUGGCGUUCAAGUGCCAGUUCAUGGCCAGCGCCGUGGAGGGCCGCCAGAUCGAGGAGAUGAAGCUGAGCAUGGACGGCAACACGGUCUGGUGCAGCGUGUACGACCACUGGCUGCUCAACGGCUGGAACAGCCACACGCACAGGCAGAGCUGCACCAUUGACAUCACACACGCGCUGGACAGCCAGCCGGGCGCCAGUCACACGCUCGGCGUCAGCAAGACCGUCAUCACCAGCAUGGAGACGUGCCUGGACACGCUGUGGCUCGGUCUGAGUUCCGGAGAGAUACUCGUCUACGAUGAAGAAGGAACAUUCCUGAGUCGCAUGCAGCCGUACAGUGAGUGGGUGCGCUUGCUGACCUACUGUGCCCAGCCAGGGCCCUGUGGUCACGAGGAGGGUGCAAUGUUCUCCGGUGGCAAGGGCUUCAAGUGUCCAGAGCUGGCGAUGGCUGAGGCCAUGGAUAGCGUCCUGAGGCAGUCCAAGCUGCCACAGAGUCCUGCCAGCACGUUGUCGAGCAGCGUCAUGAUCAACGGGCCCAUCAGCUUCGUCACAACGGAAGAAGUGUCGGAGGCGACCGGAGGCAUGGCCGCUCUUUGGGAGACGUUUCCGGCGCGCAAGACGAAGCUCAUGUAUCAGCGAAGUGUUCAUCUGAAAGAGGAGGUAGGCCGCGAGGCAGAGCAGUUCCGCAGUGUGAUCACGGCAUCGGAGAGUGACGAUGACUCGAGCCGUAAUGAGUGGAAUCCGUCCUCUUGGAGAGCGGAGUGGGAGUCACUACAGAGUAAGAUGCCUCGGGAGAAUGAGAAGUCCAGCCAAGGCUCUCUUGAUGGUGAUGGCGUUCAUCCACGGGCCAGUUCAACCAAUGUCCGGCACCUCGCUGAGAAAAAUGAAGAUGAGCCGAAGAUCUUCAAGAGCGCGUCAAAGGUGUGUAACUCAGAAACGGCGACGCCACUGCUGCAGUCCAAUGAUGUUGCUGUUGGUGAUGCUGCCGCUGCUGCUGCUUCUCAGGGUGAAGUAAGUGCAGAAGAUCAAUCCUCUGAAACACAAUCCAAUGUGGCCGGUGCAGGUAGCAAGAGCUCAUCUGUGUACUGCUCCAAUGGUCCGUCCAUCUCCGAUAACGAUGACCAUCAGGACCAGUAGGGCGGCAUCAGGCAAUGUUUACCUAUGGCCGCUGUAAUUUUGACUUGGAGGAGUAGCAUCUGGUCAUUAACCAAGCAGCGGCUACAUGUAUAUAGUACGUAUUGACCUCAUUGACUUGUACCAGUGCAAUGAAUUCACCAUGCAGAACUUGACAUGUACCUUCCCUGAGCCAACAUCCUCCAUUGCCUCUUCUGUAUAAUAACCAACCCCAUUUAACUUACCGCAGAUUGUUAUGCAUAAUUUUCCUUCGGUAUAUUUCAGCCCUGGCCAUGUAUGCAUGACUACCGGCCAGGGGCUCAGAAAACCCGGCAUACUCAAUAGUCUGAUCUAGGUCUGAAAACGACUAGCUACGUUGAUACCGGUAUGUACAGCUUCGGCCCAUAUUAAUACCCAUUAUAGCCUUUCACUCUAGCCAGAACGAAAUGGUCCCUCCAUCUACACGUACAUGUACCGCUUCUUAUGGAAGCAUGAUUUGUCAAUAACGUAAUAGUGCCAAUCCGAUGAUCAUUACAUUUGGGUUUGCCUGGCAUAGCCCAACGGCCAAGUUGAUCUUGCUAACCUUCACUAGUUCCAAGUACCGCCGGAAUGCCACUGCGCAGUGGCAUUCCGGCACUAGAUAUUCUCAUCACUGGUCUCCACAGCUGAUAGAAACAAUUCUGCUUUCUUCACCAAUGCCAUCCUGUCCUUAAAACCACUAGUAUCAAGAGUACAUAA
Sycon ciliatum is the source of this 7351-nucleotide messenger RNA. Its product is annotated as leucine-rich repeat serine/threonine-protein kinase 1-like. Bases 521 to 6637 code for a protein of 2038 amino acids. Gene Ontology annotation, biological process: protein phosphorylation. The transcript has 13 exons. Gene Ontology annotation, molecular function: protein binding; protein kinase activity; ATP binding. The record is from RefSeq and is a predicted model, not a curated record. Lineage: Eukaryota; Metazoa; Porifera; Calcarea; Leucosolenida; Sycettidae.